UAAAUGGCAACAUAACCAAUGCUACAGUGCCUAUGAUUAGCAGUGAUUGUAACGACCAAGCUCAGUUGGAGCUUACAUUGGUGUCAGCGCGUUGUGAACGUGAUGUUUGCGAUUUUAUCGCAUUAACCCGUAAUAGAGAGUUCGUUGGCGAUUACAUACAAUCAAUGAUGUCUGUGCAAGCGUUUCGAGAAUCGUGGUCAGAAUCGGCCAAAAUAGUCGCCCCAUUGGGCGUCAAUCUCAUGGACUGUAUUAAUGGCUAUCGAUUCAAGUUUGGGGACAAACCAUUUGGCGGAGUGGGAUGUAUACCGUGUUUGGCCUAUCAGUUCGCUAUCGUAGACACGUUACGAUCGCUGGGCGUUACGCCCGACGGCUACUUUGGCCACUCGUUAGGCGAAGUGAUGUGCGCUUAUAUGGACGGGUGGGCCGAUAAGGGCCAGUGUUUGUUGGCGUAUAUCGCAGCGCAAUUGAGCGCCACAGAUAAAUACCAAGAUGGCAUGUUACUGCAAGCGGCCACCGAUUGCACCUGGUCUGAGCUGACCGCUCGGUGCGAGCGCUGGCCACCAACACCUGCCGGCCGGCCUACUCUCUACCCGAGCCAUCACCUAAACGUCAGGCGCACUCACGUGACCGGCUAUGAAGCGCCAGUUCGGGCCCUGAUUGACGAACUGAACGCUCAAGGGCAAAUGGCCAAACCAUUAUGGUUGGCCCCUUAUAGCGUACACACCGGCUCGGCAUUCAUGGCCAACACGUACGACACGUUGCUUAAGCAGUUUGAACGCGUAGUGCCGGACCCUCAGCGCCGGCGACACAGCGCCCGUUGGCUCACUUCAGUGCCGCCGACGAGUGGCGGGCCGUCUCUAUCAUCGCCUCCCGAAUACACAUUCGCCGAGUUUAUGGCGUUAAUGGUUUGGUCGCCGGUCGACGUCAAGUCGGCUGUGGAUCGACUGCCGGCCGACGCACUGGUCAUUGAUAUCUCAGGUCAGCGCGAUUUGAGACACGUUGUGCUCAAAGACAGACCUCAGGCUAUAUAUAUUGGUUGCACACGAGUUGGGCCCACAAUAGCCAACCAAUCGGUGGCUGCUAAUGGCUCGUCUUCGGGUAUCGGCGAAGCGAUUGCCAUAAAGUUGUGGUCUUUGGGCGCGAAUGUAGUCAUCACUGGAGGGGAUGAGAAACGUAUCGCAGAAGUAGUGAACAAAUCUUUCACCCCGAGCUCUAAAAUGAUGCUCCACUGUAUGGCCAAAUGUGCCCUGGACAUGUUCACCAAAUGUCUAGCCUUACAGCUUGGACCUAAAGGAAUCAGGGUGAAUAGUGUCAACCCGGCUACUAUACGGACGCCAAUCUUUGAACGAAUCACAGGAGACACCAAACUAUUGGACCAAUUGGUGAUCCACUGCCGGCAGACGUAUCCGUUGGGCCGAAUCGGCGAACCCGAGGAAGUGGCCGAAGCCGUGGCCUUUUUGGCCAACGAGAGCAGCGCUUCGUUCAUCACUGGACUCAUUAUGACAGUCAAUGGGGGCGCCAAUCAUUUGCCCAAUUAAUUAUGUGCGAC
This is a messenger RNA of Medioppia subpectinata, 1549 nucleotides long. Lineage: Eukaryota; Metazoa; Arthropoda; Arachnida; Sarcoptiformes; Oppiidae. The record is from the annotation of a GenBank genome assembly.